AUGGUGGAUGCAGGGGCGCAGGCACCAGCGCGCUUUGUGACGUUGACGCCGAGCGCCAGACGGUUGCUUCCCCAGACUUUUAGAAAACUUCCUCCACGCACCACCAUCCCAUCCCACGCCGUCCCUCGCAACACCAUGGCACCCACCAAAGGCAAGCGUGCCUCCUUGCGCGCUAAAGCAUCCAAAUCCACCACUCCCUCUAAUGUGCCCGCUUCCGACGUCGCCGUGGCGAGUGGCGCCGCCGUCGACACACCAUUUUCCUCGUUCCGCGUUACCAAGAAAGACAAACGUGAGAUGAAGCACUCCCUCCUCAUGUCGAAGGUGCAAAAGUCCGCCGCCCCGAAGAAGAAGCGCCGUCCGAACAAGCAACUGGUCACAACGCUUGAGUCGCUCGCCGAUGCGCUACCGGACGCAGAGGACGAUGACGGCGCAGAUGCAGACGGCGAGGAUGGCGCUGUCGAGGUUGGACAGGCGAAGAUCAAGCACAAGAGCCUGAAGAGCAGGCCCGGAGCGUUGAAGAGGAAGCAGAAGCUUGAGCGCAUGGAACAGGAUCGCUUUGAGAAGAACUUGGCGCUCAUGUCUACAGGCGCUUCGCAGGCCCCACAAGGCAAAUCGCUAGAUGAUACGGAAAUGGGCAACGCCCCGCUGGCUGCGCCUACGGCCAACAGGUGGUCGGCUCUGAGAAAUUUCAUUGAAAGCACCAUGGAGAAAAAGAAGGAUUUCGUUUCUAGCUGA
Molecule: messenger RNA, 735 nt
Organism: Diplodia corticola
Lineage: Eukaryota; Fungi; Ascomycota; Dothideomycetes; Botryosphaeriales; Botryosphaeriaceae
Product: fringe-like protein
Exons: 2
Coding region: 1-735 (244 amino acids)
Biological process (GO): maturation of SSU-rRNA from tricistronic rRNA transcript (SSU-rRNA, 5.8S rRNA, LSU-rRNA)
Cellular component (GO): 90S preribosome; nucleolus; preribosome, small subunit precursor
Source: RefSeq, a predicted model, not a curated record